GCCCCCCCCCUCCCUUCCUUGGAGCACCGAGUCUUGGAGACAGUGCUUCACUCGCCUUGCUUACAUGAGCCAGCAGGAUGCGGCUGCGGUCCUUGCACUCUCCGAGCGCCUCCUUGUAGCCUCGCACAAGGGCCAGGCUGACAAUGUGGUCCAGCUCAUCAACAAGGGCGCCAAAGUAGCAGUCACCAAGUACGGCAGAAGUCCCCUGCAUCUGGCCUCCUAUAAGGGCCACACCGAGGUUGUGCGCAUUCUCCUGAAGGCCGGCUGCGAUCUGGAUAUCCAGGACGAUGGUGAGCAGACAGCCUUACACCGGGCAGCCGUGGUGGGAAACAGUGAUGUUAUCUCUGCCCUCAUCCAGGAAGGGUGUGCUCUGGACAGACAGGACAAGGACGGUAACACUGCUCUGCAUGAGGUCUCAUGGCACGGCUUCAGCCAGUCUGUCAAACUGCUGGUCAAGGCCGGAGCCAACGUUCACUCAAAAAACAAGGCAGGGAACACAGCCCUCCACCUGGCCUGUCAGAACGGCCACGCUCAGAGCUCCAAGGUCCUGCUGCUGGGUGGCUCCAGGCCCGACAGCAAGAACCAUGUGGGUGACACAUGUCUGCAUGUAGCGGCCCGCUACAACCAUGUGUCCAUGCUCCGCAUCCUCCUGGGAGCCUUCUGCUCCGUGGCAGAGAAGAACCAGGCUGGGGACACACCGCUGCAUGUUGCAGCAGCGCUGAAUCAUAAGAAAACAGUGCGACUUCUGCUGGAGGCUGGAACAGAGAGCAACAUCCGCAACAACGCAGGCCAGACUGCACUCGACCAGGCCAGAGACCACAACAACCCAGACAUAGCUCUGCUUCUGACCAAAGCACCUCAGGUCCAGAGCUUCACCCGAGGCAGGAGUAUGAGGAAGAGGAGGGACAAGCUGAUGGCUGAACGCCGAGCACAGUCUGUGCCCAGGGAUGAGAUGCUCCCCAGGAAGUUUUGUUGUUCCUCACAGGACAGUGCAUCUGCUGCUGACGACACCCACAGCAGCGACCUCGUCGCCCGCAAACACGAGGUGAUCGAGGCGAGCACAAACAGGAAGCUCAAAGAGAAGCCCUCCGUCUCUGACCCCCUCCGCCGUAGAGAGAACAAACACAGAGAGAAGAGGCGGGGCAAACUGCGUGGCUCCUCCCCCCAGCCCCCGCCUCACAACUACAAGGCCUAUCAGCUGUACACUCUGUACCGUGGCAAGGAUGGCAAGAUCAUGCAGGCGCCUAUCAAUGGCUGCCGCUGUGAGCCUCUGAUCAUCAAGCUGGAGAACCAGCUGGAGGCCACCAAGGAGGAGAUGAAGACGGAGAUCCACACGGUGCAGGACCUGAUGAACAACAAGAUGGGACAGUUGGACCGCAAGAACAAACAUCAGAUCCGUGCUCUAGAUAAGAUGACAGUAGAGAGGGUGUCAGCAGAGAGGACAGAGUGCCAACACAGGAUCGACCAGAGGGCCAUGCAGGAGAGACAGGAGGGGGAGAAGAGACAGCAGGCAUCAGUGGUGAACGAGCUGAAGAACUGGUGCAUGGCCAAGCUCCAGAACAUUGAGGUGCGCUUCGCUGGAGACCCCCGCAACGCCAAGCUGCGUCGGUCCUCAUCCAUGGCUGAGGGCCUGUGUGAGGUGGACCCUGGGGGCAGCUUCCAGUGUCUGGCCCCCCACACCACUGACCUCACCGAGGGAGACCCCAACACGGCCGCCACAGAGGACCCCUCAGCCAAUCAUAACUUUGUGGUUCAGGUGGACAACUCUCCAGAUGGUGAUAAACAUCACAAGCGAGAAAACAUCUCCUCCCCAACUCCCGCUUUAUCCCUUUCCCCAUCUCCCCAAGUGGUGCGGCCCAAGGAACGCUCGCUGUGUUCUACUGACCCCUGCAGGCCGUUCCAGGGACUGCAGGACGUGGCACUGCUGGAGUUGGGAUCAAGCAGCAGAGGCAACAACCACCGGGCCAGCAGCCUGUCCCCAGCCACCGAGCGCCGCUGCAGCAACAGGCAAGACAAGGACUGCGACAGGGAGAGGGAUAGAAACAGGGAGAGGUGCAGGGACAAGGGCAAGCACCACAAGAGGCAAUCCCAGGGCAGGACAAAGGCUAAGGGGGACAAGGGGGCUUCGGUGGGGCAGGCCGAGGGGACUCUGGGGGUGUUUGGGGAGAGAGCCGUGGAGAAAGGCGGGGGUGAGGGCUUUGCCCAGGAGAGGGAGAACAUGCACGCCCUGGAGGUGACACAGUACUUCUUUGAGGCGGUGUCGACCCAGAUGGAGCACUGGUAUGAAAGGAAGAUCCAGGAAGCCAGGUGGCAGGCAGACCAGAGGGCCCAGGCAGACAGGGCUGUCCUGCUGGAGAAGAUCACCUACCUGGAGGACGAGCUACUCAUGCUCAGGACUAACAGGCAUGACGACAGCUAACACAGGCACACCACUGCAGAGUUUAGAGUUAAACCUUCAGAACAGCAAAAAUCAUCAUCUGAGCUCAUUACAGAUGGCGACCUGGAUCCAGUGGACCCACUGACCAAAAUAAUUGUCAUUGACCGAAUUUAGCUGAUUUCAUACUUAUGGCAAAUAAUGUCAUUCAACAGUAUAAAAUCAUCUGUAUAGUAACUUAUUUUAAAGACAUGUUAUGGCAUGCCAGACAAUUCAGUAGAAUGUGGUCUUGUUAUUAAUGUGUUUUGUUCUAUACAUCUGGGCAGCUCCUGUGUUUGUGCUUUGUAAAACCCCUAGAUUUACUGAUAGUUAUUUACAGUGGAUUUUGUCAUGGUGCCAUCAUGGAACUGAUGCACGUACACACCUGGGCACAAUGUUACGCUGUCCUAAAGUCAACAUGCCAAUACUUUUUAUCCUGUGAUGAGAAAGCCUGUUAUGUGAAAAAUUCUGGCAGUUUGCUUAUGGAAAAUGUGGGUAAUUUUUUGUGACAUUGUGAAUUUGUAUUCAAUGAGAGAGUAGAGAAAGACUAGCGCAGACAGCUUCAGAAAUAGUUGAGUUAGCCAGGAUGCUUAAAAUAUCAGUAGAAUAAGCUACUGCAAGCUUUCAUACAGGUAUGUGACUUACAAGGGUAACAUAACUCACGAGAAUACAGCCAAACUGACAAUGUCUUAACUGUUAAGAAAACUUGACCUUUCAUAACUUUAGUACUCAUACACUUUUGUGCCAACCCACUACUGUAUAUUUCUUUGAUGGUAAAAACCAUAACAUCCUAAUACUUGUCCUUAGCACUAAAAUGAGUUACUGUUAAGACCCUGUUUGCAUGAUGAAAAGUAUUUUUGUCUUCUGAAAUAGACCUGUGCAUACAGUAAAUUAGUUAGUGCUCAUGUGUGACAUUUGUUCUGUUCAUGUGUGAGGUUGUGGUACAUUGAUGUCUUUGUUGAUAUGAACAUACAUUCAGUGUAAUAAAGUAGAUGUAAAAUGUAUUUAGUAAAAAAAACUAUAGACAAAC
Coregonus clupeaformis (lake whitefish) is the source of this 3443-nucleotide messenger RNA. Its product is annotated as ankyrin repeat domain-containing protein 6. Gene Ontology annotation, molecular function: protein binding. Bases 65 to 2419 code for a protein of 784 amino acids. Gene Ontology annotation, cellular component: nucleus. The record is from RefSeq and is a predicted model, not a curated record. Gene Ontology annotation, biological process: regulation of gene expression. NCBI's taxonomy places the organism in Eukaryota, Metazoa, Chordata, Actinopteri, Salmoniformes, Salmonidae. The transcript is spliced from 15 exons.